UCAUUUCCAGGCCGUUGGAAUGGGGUCGCAGAAGAUGAAGAACUCAUUGAUGUUCAUGAUGUACACGGACUCUACGAAGAACAACAUAACACUAAGUCCUCGACUCUCAUACGAUCAUAGCGAACCAUCAUAUACCUCGAAUGUCAAUAUCACAAUCCUGUCAGGGACAGGAAUCUCGAACAAUCAGAUGGUGAUCAACGCGAUGUGCGAGAACUGUCGAUCCUGGAAAGGAGGAGAGAUCGACCCCACGAACACGAAAGCCUCUUUUAUCUGGGCCAAUGGACCAACUGAAAGCUUGACUUCGGAUUCGUUGACCGCCGAUAUCAAGAUGCAUGCCGACUAUGGUGUUUUCCAACUCGAUCUGACUCAAGCUGUUGGAGCUGCUGGUGUGCCAGUCAUUGCUACGACUGAUUCCUCGGGCAGCAAACAAAUAUCAUACAAAACAAGUUCAGAUGGCAUGGUUGUGGCCCAUGCAAUCUUCACUAUCUUGGCUUUUGUUGCAAUUAUGCCAUUAGGAGUCCUCAUUCUGCGGAUCUUCAAGAGUCCUAAAUGGCAUGGAUACAACCAGGGUGCGUCCUUUGUGAUAGCUCUUGUCGGCCUCGGACUCGGUUUUGGAAGCUCAACGGAGUACAACAGGUCCAAAAACUUUUCCUCUGCCCAUCAACUCUUUGGCAUUGCAAUUACUAUUGCCCUGGCUGGCCAAUUUGUCCUCGGAUAUAUGCACCAUAAGGUUUAUAAGAAAACUUUAGCUACCACAAAGCUAGCUCCCAUUCAUGUAUUGCUUGGAAGAUUGGUGAUACCAGCUGGAAUACUGAACGCAUUUCUUGGGUUUCCACUUGCCCUGGAGAGCGCAAGUGACGGGCCGCUAUUUGGGAUCGUCGUCGCUGUCGUAAUCAUUCUUGGUGCGUUUUCCUGGUGGUCUAGACGUCGAGACGAACAACAUACCAUGGCCAUUGCCGCGAGAGGUUCCGAGCUAGGAUACAGAUGAAUGAGGAGUGAGAAUGGUUCGAUGUCGACU
This is a messenger RNA of Mollisia scopiformis, 1018 nucleotides long. Its product is annotated as CBD9-like protein. The transcript has 3 exons. NCBI's taxonomy places the organism in Eukaryota, Fungi, Ascomycota, Leotiomycetes, Helotiales, Mollisiaceae. Bases 20 to 988 code for a protein of 322 amino acids. The record is from RefSeq and is a predicted model, not a curated record.